CUUUCCUUAUAACCAGUGGUAUCGCACUUACUGAGAGGAAAUAUGUUACAACCUGUCGUUAAAAUUGAGGAGGGUAAAUUAAGAGGUUUAAGCCAAAAGAACUUGGACGGUGAAGAAUUUUAUUCGUUUCUAGGAGUGCCUUACGCAGAACCACCAAUCGGUGAAUUAAGAUUCAAGAAUGCUUUACCUAUUAAACCUUGGAAAGGAGUAAAAGAUGCUACCGAAGAAGGUCCUGUUUCGUUGCAAGCCGGUUGCCUUCCUGACGAAAUCAAGGGUUCAGAGGACUGUUUAACUCUCAACGUAUUCACAAAGAAGCUAUCUGAGGAUGGGUGUCAUAUGUUACCAGUUAUGGUGUGGAUCCAUUCAGGGGGCUUCAAAGUGGGUUCUAAAAAUAAAGUUGAACAUGGACCAGAACAUUUAAUGCUUGAAGACGUAGUAUUAGUGUGUAUAAAUUACCGUUUAGGAAUAUUGGGAUUCCUAAACAUUGUUGAUACUUCUUUGGGCAUACCAAGUAAUGUUGGCGUGAAAGACCAAAUUGAAGCUUUACGGUGGGUUCGGCGAAAUAUAAAAUAUUUCGGAGGAAAUUCCAAGAAUGUUACUCUAUUUGGAAACAGCGCAGGAGGGAGCUCAGUGGAACUACUACUACACUCCCCUUUGGCCGAUGGGCUAUUCCACAGGGCUAUAAUGCAAAGCGGAUCCAUGCUGAAUCCUUGGGUCUUCGGUAAUUGUCGUGUUUUAGAUUUUAUGAAGUUUAUAGGAAAGAGCUGUAGUACGGAAAAAGAAGCUGUGGACAUUUUAAUGACAAUGCCAGGUCAAGAAUUGUGUAAACAUCAAAUUAACUUUUGCAAGUUAUCAGGAAAACCUUUUGGUCUAGAGGUCCUUGGUAUAGUAGUCGAACCCCCACACGACGGAGCUCUAAUAACUAAGCCUGUUCUAGAGCUAAUAAAAAGUACUAAUUGCAAUAAAGUACCAAUAAUGCUUGGCUUUGCGGUGGAUGAAGGAUUAGUCUUUAAGUGUUGUAAUUUGUUCGAGACUGUUGUUAAAAAAAUCGACAAGCAAACAAGAUUUAUUUGAAAUGUUUCUACCUUCGUAUAUCAAAGAGUCUAAACUUAAAGAAGAUGUUUGUACGAAGUUAAUCGAUUAUUACUUUAAGGAUGAAAACGAAUACAAUACAUAUAAGUUUGCCGGAGAUAUCUAUUUUAUUAUGGGAAUUUUGGCGUCUGCUAAGCAUUAUAUAAAGAAGAAAGGCAACCCUGUUUAUUUGUAUAAAUUAUCUCUUGAUGCGGGAUUAAAUGCGUGUAAAAUUGCAAGUAAAAUUGAAAUUCCGGGUACAUGCCACGGUGACGAAUUAGGAUACUUAUUCAAACAAGAUGUGUCCAAUUUAAUAAUGGGUGAUUUAGAACAAGCGGUAUUAAGAAAAAUGGUAAAACUAUGGACAAAUUUUGCCAAAUACGGCAAUCCAACUCCAUUUAAAGAAGAAUUAAAUCUAGAAUGGACCCCUUCCAAUAUCAAUUUAUCCUAUUUAGACAUCGGAGAGAAGUUUGUGAUGGAGUCAGACAUUCAAGAACCUAUAGAUUUGUGGAAAGAUAUAUAUGUGACUCUCUUCCAAGAUUAAUUGUUUUGUUUUAAAUAAAUCCCAAUCAAUAAAACUUGAUACUCUUUAGCUUUAUUUGGUAUUGAGGCAUAUAUUUAUAAACUCCAAUUAUGUAUGCAAUAUUUUAAUUC
Messenger RNA from Diabrotica balteata, 1725 nucleotides. Lineage: Eukaryota; Metazoa; Arthropoda; Insecta; Coleoptera; Chrysomelidae. The record is from the annotation of a GenBank genome assembly.